AUGGCGUUGUGGUGGGGAGAUCAUGCACGACCAUUUACAAAAUUGGUAAAGGAAAUGCAACUCCAUCGAGAUGACUUUGAAAUUAUAAAAGUGAUUGGAAGAGGUGCAUUUGGUGAGGUUGCAGUUGUUAAAAUGAAGUGUACAGAGCGCAUUUAUGCAAUGAAAAUUCUAAAUAAAUGGGAAAUGCUUAAAAGGGCAGAGACAGCUUGUUUCCGAGAGGAAAGAAAUGUCUUGGUGAAUGGAGAUUGUCAGUGGAUUACUACGUUGCACUAUGCCUUUCAAGAUGAGAACUAUUUGUAUCUAGUGAUGGACUACUAUGUUGGUGGUGACUUACUGACACUUCUCAGUAAGUUUGAAGACAAACUUCCUGAAGAUAUGGCUAGGUUCUACAUUGGUGAAAUGGUGCUUGCUAUACAUUCCAUACAUGAGCUGCAUUAUGUGCACAGGGACAUAAAGCCUGAUAAUGUCCUUUUGGACGUGAAUGGCCACAUACGACUGGCAGACUUUGGAUCCUGUCUGAAAAUGAGUGAAGAUGGCACAGUACAAUCAUCAGUAGCAGUGGGUACACCUGACUACAUCUCCCCUGAGAUACUGCAAGCAAUGGAAGAUGGAAUGGGAAAAUAUGGACCUGAAUGUGACUGGUGGUCACUGGGUGUCUGCAUGUAUGAAAUGCUGUAUGGUGAAACACCCUUUUAUGCAGAGUCAUUAGUGGAAACUUACGGGAAGAUUAUGAAUCAUGAAGAACGAUUUCAGUUUCCAUCCCAUGUUACAGAUGUAUCUGAAGAAGCAAAAGAUCUUAUUCAGCGACUUAUCUGCAGUAGGGAGCGUAGACUGGGACAGAAUGGAAUAGAGGAUUUUAAGUCUCAUGCAUUUUUUGAAGGACUUAAUUGGGAUAACAUCCGAAACCUAGAAGCACCUUACAUUCCAGAUGUUAGCAGUCCUUCUGACACCUCAAACUUUGAUGUAGAUGAUGAUGUAUUAAGAAAUCCAGAAGUGGUGCCACCAAGUUCUCAUACAGGCUUUUCUGGAUUGCAUUUGCCAUUCGUUGGGUUUACAUACACAACUGAUAGCUCUUUAUCUGAUAGAGGCACUUUAAAGAGUGCGAUGCAGUCUGACACUGUAACCAAAGAUAUGGAUGUACAGCGUGACUUAAAGAACACUUCACAAAUAGAAGGCUAUGAAAAGAAAAUACGGAAAUUAGAGCAAGAAAAACAGGAUUUGAACAGAAAACUGCAAGAAUCUACACAGACAAUGCAGAACCUCCAGGGUCCAGCAUGUGUUACAGUAAAUACAAGCCGUGAUAAGGAAAUAAAAAAAUUAAAUGAAGAAAUUGAACGGUUGAAGAACAAAUUAACAGAUAUAAGUAAACUGGAAGGACAGCUUGCAGAUGCAGUGUCUUUUCGACAAGAACAUGAAGACUCUAUACACAAGUUGAAAGGACUAGAAAAACAGUGCAGAGUACUGCGGCAAGAAAAGGAGGACCUUCAUAAGGUAUUGAUCCAAAGAUAG
Messenger RNA from Fulmarus glacialis (Northern fulmar), 1509 nucleotides. RefSeq names its product serine/threonine-protein kinase MRCK beta-like. NCBI's taxonomy places the organism in Eukaryota, Metazoa, Chordata, Aves, Procellariiformes, Procellariidae. Gene Ontology annotation, cellular component: cytoskeleton; cytoplasm. Gene Ontology annotation, molecular function: protein serine/threonine kinase activity; ATP binding. The transcript is spliced from 12 exons. Gene Ontology annotation, biological process: actomyosin structure organization; peptidyl-threonine phosphorylation. The coding region runs from base 1 to 1509 and encodes 502 amino acids. The record is from RefSeq and is a predicted model, not a curated record.